AUGCCCAGGACCCCCCGCGUCUCCAGCACAGGAGCCCCGGCCUCAGGUCUCUGCCCCCGCGCGGGGCCCGGGCCUCGCGGCCGGAGGGAGCGGCCGGAUGGAGCGGAGGAUGAAAGGCGGAUACUUGGACCAAAAUCUCCCGGAAAUGGGAGCUUGCGCGAAGCGCUGAUGGUCCCGCAGGGGAAACUCAUGGACCCCGGCUCCCUGCCGCCCCCCGACUCCGAAGAUCUCUUCCAGGAUCUAAGUCACUUCCAGGAGACGUGGCUCGCUGAAGCUCAGGUACCAGAUAGUGAUGAACAGUUUCUUCCUGAUUUCCAUUCAGAAAACUUAGCUUUCCACAGCCCCACCACCAGGAUCAAGAAGGAGCCCCAGAGUCCCCGCACAGACCCGGCCCUGUCCUGCAGCAGGAAGCCGCCACUCCCCUACCACCAUGGCGAGCAGUGCCUUUACUCCAGUGCCUAUGACCCCCCUAGACAAAUCGCCAUCAAGUCCCCCGCCCCCGGUGCCCCCGGACAGCCGCCCCUGCCGCCCUAUCCCCGGGCAGAACAACGGAGUUUCGUGAGAUCCUCUGGCACCUCCCAGCCCCCCCCUGGCCAUGGGUACCUCGGGGAGCAUAGCUCCGUCUUCCAGCAGCCCUUGGAUAUGUGCCACUCCUUCACCUCCUCUCAGGGAGGGGGCCGGGACCCCCUCCCAACCCCCUACCAGCACCAGCUGUCGGAGCCCUGCCCACCCUACCCCCAGCAGAGCUUCAAGCAGGAAUACCUUGACCCCCUGUACGAACAGCUGGCCAUGGGCCAGGGUGGGGUCAAUGGGCACAGGUACCCAGGGGCGGGGGUGGUGAUCAAACAAGAGCAGACGGACUUCGCCUAUGACUCGGAUGUCCCUGGGUGUGCGUCAAUGUACCUCCAUGCAGAGGGUUUCCCCGGACCCUCUCCAGGGGACGGGACCAUGGGCUAUGGCUAUGAGAAACCUGUGCGACCAUUCCCAGAGGAUGUCUGUGUCGUCCCUGAGAAAUUUGAAGGAGACAUCAAGCAGGAAGGGAUGGGAGCAUUCCGAGAGGGACCACCCUACCAGCGCCGGGGUGCCUUGCAGCUGUGGCAGUUUCUGGUGGCCCUGCUGGAUGACCCAACGAACGCUCACUUCAUCGCCUGGACGGGCCGGGGGAUGGAGUUCAAGCUGAUCGAGCCUGAGGAGGUCGCCAGGCUCUGGGGCAUCCAGAAGAACCGGCCCGCCAUGAAUUACGACAAACUGAGCCGCUCCCUUCGAUACUAUUACGAGAAAGGCAUCAUGCAGAAGGUGGCCGGAGAGCGCUACGUAUACAAGUUUGUGUGCGAGCCUGAGGCCCUCUUCUCCCUGGCCUUCCCUGACAACCAGCGUCCAGCUCUCAAGGCCGAGUUUGACAGGCCGGUCAGUGAGGAAGACACAGUCCCUUUGUCCCACUUGGACGAGAGCCCUGCCUACCUCCCAGAGCUGGCUGGCCCUGCCCAGCCCUUUGGCCCUAAGGGUGGCUAUUCCUACUAG
Molecule: messenger RNA, 1521 nt
Organism: Pipistrellus nathusii (Nathusius's pipistrelle)
Lineage: Eukaryota; Metazoa; Chordata; Mammalia; Chiroptera; Vespertilionidae
Source: the annotation of a GenBank genome assembly